AUGGCACUCUGUAUUCCUUUAUGUUUGUUGGUAGAAUGCGCAGGGCUUUGUCAAACAGUGUUCUUAGUUACUGGCAUGUGUCAAGCAAUUGACAUCAAGCUCGACACAACCUCAGUUCCGUUUGGUGCAGUUGUGACAGGAAGUCAAAGUUCAAGGGCCGUGGUCAUGCAGAAUCUGGGAGAUAUUGGUAAUGCGAGUUUAGUUCGGAUUUCUCGGUUGAACCAGUCAAGGGAUAUUCGUCUCCUGGGACUGAGGUCUCGUUCAAUCUCAAGUUCUGCCCGCAAAAUGUUAGCCAAGAUAUUCGCAGCGAGGUAAGAUACACAGAGGAUAAAGGCCUUGUUGCACGAUGCAAUUUUUCUUGCAUCUUGCAGCACCACUCUACUGUUGAGAGAUGUGAAAUUGGCAAGUACGAGUCUUCAUUAGAUUUUCCUGAUGAAUUCAUUAGAAACCAAGUGGUGAAAACAGUAUAUUACGAAUGAGGAAAGAUAAAAUUCAUAUCUUCAAACUGCCGCGCAAUGCUCUUUUAAACAUGUAGUCGUAAACAAUAUAAAAACCCAGUUUAUGCUCAAUAAAUUUUUUGAUCGAUAAUGCUAAAAUUUAAGCUGUAAUCCUGUUUAGGUGAGCUGUAUGAUCGAAGGUAGCGAUCCAUUGAAGUUGGUGUUAACUGGAAGCUGUGUCGCACAAACUCCUGUGAAAGAGGUACGGUAUUACAAUACUAUACUGCCUGACAGGGUACCAUGAAUUGGCGUGUUUUUCUUCCUGGGAUUCAGUGUUUAGACAGCCAUAUUUUUCAACGUGUAGACGACACAAACUAGAACACGAUAUGCACAUCAAUUUACCCAAUUUUGAUCUGACUGCCUAUAGCUCUUAGAUUUUCAUCUAUUUUUUGUCUGGAAAACUAAUGCGAUGUUGGUCGAAAGACAAAUGGCCAAUUUCGACCUUGAUACUAGCCAGUCCACGUGGCAACUUCCAUACGCCCACAAAACACUAGCGUCCUAAGGCGCUGAUAACGGUACCCUUUCUACAUUUACAUAAAUGUCAGGAAAUAUCUAAAAUUAGUUUGGAAAUAAGUAAUACUGUUUAGGAAAUAGGAAAUAAUAAAGGGUUAUUGACCGAGCGUGAGGUCUGUACUGUGAAAUAUCAGACCGAGGAUUUUUAGUAUGGACCGAGCGACGAAGGAGCGAGGUCAAUGCAAAAAACUGAGGUCUGAUAUUUCACAGUACAGACCGAACAAGCGAGGUCAAUAAACUGUUUAUUAUAUGGCUGAAUUGAGUAUUUGAGUAUGUGCUUUUCGCGCGAAUUAAAUCGGCUAUCAUCAGUUUCGAACUGGGUAACAGUAUACGGUAGACAUACACGCCCAAUCUAAAACAAUUUGGUUGUUUGAAAUUUGUAUCUUAAAUUGGAAAAUUAAAAAGCAAAAAUAUUUUGUGUAUGCGAAGCGAAAAUUCCCGCCAGAUAAACGACAUCCGGGACACCGGUCCAGAUACGGAAAAUACGGACCACGGUCCGGAUAUGGGUUUUUACGGACCGCUUGUCGACCAAUCAGAAUAGAGAAUUUUGAAAAGCCAUAUAAUAAUACUGUUUAGGAAUUAGGUCCAUACAGAAAAUCUUCGUCUAUCAACCAUAGUAUUAAAUUUUUUCAUAACCCUGUUUUGCAGGUUAUUCAUUUUUCAACGCACGUUUGUACUCGUGAAACUCGUAGUAUUGUACUGAACAACCGUAGCAACCUCCUUUGGCAGUUGCGUCCAAAAAUCGACGGUGCAUAUUGGUCAGGCGCUGAUAUGAUUACUGUUGACCCACAGCAAAGCAAAAAUUACGACUUGACAUAUCGACCUCUGGUCAUGACGCACGAGGGAAAGAGGCACACGGUAAGCGAUGUUAUGAGUGCAGGUAAACAAGAAGAAAUCGCUUGUUUAACAUCAUCAACGUUUGUUAUCUAAUCAGUCUACUGUGCUAUUGUGCAAAAUUUGUAAAAUAAGUUGGCAAGUAAAUUUUCACCAAUACAAAUUCUUUUGAGAAAGCAAGAGUAUAGGAUAAAUUUGGCACAAAUUAGCAUUCUUUUGCACAAGUGCACUAGUGACUAUUUUCUCCAAAAAUUUGGUUUCUAAAUUUGCAGAACAUUUGCGACCUUGCAAAUUUGAUGAAAUCGCAAACUGGCACUGAUUGCAAAAUUAGUGCAAACCUAUUUUUUUCCUACCGUGUAGGUUGAAAAUAUAAGGAUUUUGUUGAGAAACAUUUUGAUCUAACGUGAAGAAUGGUUUUUCUCUUUCUGGGAGAUACGGUUUCUCUCAAUCAGUCCCGUUUUCACUUGCAAUUAUUGCUGCCAUUCCCGGGCGCAAUUUCCUCUCUUUGAUGGAUGUGAAUGAGUAGAUUAAUGAUAAAUGUGCUGACCGCGUGUUUCCUCAACCGAACAUUUGUAACGAAGCUAGGUUGUAUCAAAGGCGUUUAGCUUAAACGGUCCAUAAGCAAAAUUAUCGCUCCUAUUUAUUUUGUAAACAGUUGCACCUAAUUUUUCUGAACUUCAUGCAUAAUUGUUAUGUUUAGACAGAAAAGUUCAGUUUGCUUGUAAUCUAUAAUUUUGUUUCAUUGAUAUUUUUUACUUAAGCCCCGUUUACACGAGCAAAUUUUAUGUGGCAAAUUUUAUUUGGCACAUAAAAGUUAAUACGCCAGUUUUUCAAAAAAUGUAUUUGCCUCACAGAAAUUGCCCAAUUUUGCAGUUCUACACGGGUAAAUAAAAAUUGUCACAGAAAAAUUGCUCGUGCAGAAAGGUAUAUCCACCGUUUGGCUACAUGCCUUUUACCCUAUAGGUAAACAUCACAAAAUAUACAGAAUUCUAGUUGGCUGCAUGUGCACUUCACUUCUUAUAUUUUUGUUUGUCUCUUAAGUAUUUGAUUCAUUUAUACUACAUCAUACUAUGAUACUCUUCAACCUUUUCCUCUAAUGCAAUGUUUGCCAUUGUUAUUUCGUUCCACAGGGCUCCGUAUUCUUCCCUCUACCCGAUGGCAAUGGUUUGUUGUACAACGUGACUGGAGUAUCUGAAGCGCCUAAAGCCAUCAGUAAUAUUGCUCGAGAUAUACCAUGCAAAACUGACUACACUGAAUUAUUGACAGUUAGCAACUGGUUGAAGAAACCUCAAAGGUACUAACACUUCAAACGUACUAUUGAAUAAUACCACCAUUUGUCGUGAAUUAAUAAAUUGCCCUCCAAUCUUUUGCAUCCACGCGCGGCCUAGGUCAUAUCCUACAUGAAUAUUCCUUAUUCCUCUUUACCUGAAUGCGGCAUAAUUGUAGCUUACCCAUCAACCCAACUAUAAUUCCUUAAAUUUCUUUAUCUAAUUUUGUUGAAAUGUUUCACCAAUGUGGGCACGGUCACCAUGACAACAUACGCGUGAAUUACCGUGGGCCCGUACCACUCACUCCUGUCAACUUUCCCUAUGAGGGGAGAGGAGCUUGUGACGGGCGGGGGCACCACGACAAAACGUACGAAAAGUGUGAAUUUCAUUUUUUUCACAUAAGAACCAGGUAUUGGGUCACAUCGAGAAAGCUCCCCACUCAGAGUCGAACCUGAGACCUUAGAAGUGAAAUGCGAAUUAUAUUUAUUAGGCUUUGUCAAAUGAACAUAAGACAAUAGCUAAACACACAUACAAAAACAAUAUAUACAUUGACAUGAGUAGGCAUACGAAACAGCUUUCGCCAAUUACAGCGUCCCUUUACAUAGUACGAGAGACACAACCAAAUGACAUUUUAGAUUGCAGGGUGAAGCAGAAUACCUCAUUAAUUCUACGUAUACACUAGUUUCUGUAACAGUUCACUGAAUUGAUACCAUGGAGUAUAUUUCUAUUUGAUUCGUUUUUCAAGUAUUCAGGUUAUUAUAAACAAGCUAAUAGAUGAUUCUGCUUCCUCCGCAACAAUCUAACUACAGCAUGAAAAUGGACAGGAAAUGUCAACGAAUGCGCUUACUCAGUCUAUUGUCAGAUGAUUUUAUAAUAUGUCAACGACAAAAUUCUACCACUUAGUGAAUUAUCACCACACCCUGACCGUGCCACACCAUCAUUACCAUAACAUUACUGUCAUUGCCACCAUGUUGUGAUUAUACCAUUGUCAUUUUUGUCACCAUCAAAAACGUUACCAAGACGGAUAGGGAAUUCGAACCCAUCGAAAUAAUAGAUAUAGAAUGCGUACUUGGUCGCAAAUCAUGUCUCCACUCUUCAUGUUUGCCCUUACAUAGCCGCAUUUAGCCAGGAGCGAGUGGUCGAGUGCUUUUGUUGAAAGAAAACCAAUGCCAAAUGUAUGUACCGCAAUAGACUGCAAAAGCAGAAACGAAAUUGGCCCUUACCUAAAUUAAAAAAUUGUCCUUACUUGACUCCAAAAGCUUGGCUUACUUAUGGAUCCAAAAUUUCGACUGAGGACAGAUAUGAGCACGGAUUCUAUGUCUGUAUUUCAUUGCUCGAACCACUGGGCCUGAGACUAAACGUCUGAUGCUUUAACAACUAAACUAACCGACCUCGCAUACGUGCAACUUUCCUUCUAGAUUCCGUGUAAUUAUUGAGAUGAUAAAGCCGGACAAACUGGAUGGUGCGACCACCUUGAAAGCUCUUCAAUACAUCGAUGUUCCAGGACAGAUGAAAAAGGAUCACAAAAUUGACUUCUAUGCCCACAAGGAAGGACUGUUUAGCGCUAAGGUACGCUACAUACGCUACAUCUGAUAAAAUGUUAACUGCACAAAUUGCGUUCUCAUGACAACUUUCAUUUUUGUAAAAUAUGGAUGAACAAGAAUGAUGAAUUUUUUCUGACUAAAUUUUCUGGCUGUGUGUACGAAACACUAUUUUUUCAGUCGGACUCAUUUUUUCCAUCAGUACACAUGUCAGAACUUUUGUGCACCGCAAGCCGUGAUUUUAUUUUCCUUUCCCGUGUACUUGAUGCUGCUCCUGGAUAGACGGUCAGCACAAGUGUGAGAAUAUAGGGCUAUAGGAUGAAUUAUUUUUGACUUAGUGAACAAUCACUAUAGACUAACUUUGAUCUAAACAAUAAAAACGAGAUUUUCGGAAAGGACCUUACAAAAGUGGUAAAAUCCUAAAAGUUGGUUGUCGUAAGUUGUUGUUGUAAUGUGUGGAAGAUAUAGCGUUACAAAUUAGGUUUGUAAAUGUUGUGUUACGUGCGGAAAUUGCUUUCACAUUUUUGUUCUUUUCGAGAAUUUCGUGGGGUUUUUUCGUCUAGUUUCUAAUGGGAAUGGUCCAUUGGGUCUUGCGACACUUGAACGGAUCACAUUGAAAAAAAACGAUCGACAAAAUCACAGGGUUUUAGGAAGUACAGUUCUAGGGUGAUAGUCAUCAGCUUUUUUAAAUUUUUUCUUCUCGUUUCAGGUGAUCUUUAAAAAUGAACAGACGUCGGAGUAUUUAUUCUAUUACAUCACAUUCAAGGCUACUCCGCCAGGAAUUAUUUCAACUAUUGACAUGACAACACCAGUGCGACAGGCCGCAUCUCACGUCAUCAACUUGUACAAUCCAUUAACUGCGCAAGUCAGCUUUUCAACUGCUUCAACGUUAUCGGAUAUUCUGCUUCCACCAAAUUUCACUGUGCCACCACAGUCAGAGGUAAGAAAUUAUUUUAGGUCGGUUUUUCUUCGAAGCAAGGUCAGAAUAUAGUUCUCUGGACAAAUACUUUUACAAUUUGUUUAUAGUGUGCGAGAUACUAAUGCGCUGGGGGCCGGUUGUUCGUAGCUUAAACAGCGGAAAAGUCAGAUUUAAAUUUCACUCCCAUUCGUCUUGGAUUUAUAAAAAACUGAACAUAAAAUUUAAACACUUAAUAAUUAUGUAGUUUUGUACAUAAGUGUUCUUUUCAGAUUGAAAAAUUUUGUUUUGAUUAUACAAUGUUUUGCUCGAUCUUUUGGACUCAUCCACCAUUUAGGCCAAACGGGCUACGAACAACCGACCCGAGUCAUCAAAUGUGAAUGAACUGUAACAUGUAUUGAUGCAUUACUGCAUCAUUGAUAGGGAUACGUUAAUGUUGUUGCCGAACAUAGAUCAACAUAAAACAUCCAGUUUUCUUCAACCAAAGGAAACUGCAUUAACUCGUUUCACGUUGCAAUAGUCGCAUUCCAGACCUGUUCAGAACAAUAAAAAAUACUUCAAUUAAAUAAAAAAAAACCUGAAUUAGAACAAGUCAGAUAUUAUUGGCACUGAUGAAGAUCCGGGCUUACGGAUCGAAAGCUUUGCGAUAAUAAAAUUACGUUGUGUAAACUACAAACUUUGUAAACAUCAUAAGAAAUACUUCGUUCCUUCGAAAAUCGCUGUCAAAUUGGAGAGGGGGUUUGGUGACCUCCUCAAACGUUGGUGUUUAUAUUUUUUUCACCAUUCUAUCCAAAUGGAACCAAAAUCUUUGCCUAUAAAUACGUUUGAUAUUUGUUGAGCUACGGUACUUAGCAAACAACACACUUUAAUGGCACCAUUACCCCUUGGUCCCAAACGGAGUCGAUGAUACAGUUAAUGAGUAAAACUUCCAACAAGUGUUUUAGUGUUUUACUAUGAAAUAUUUUCCGUAUUUCACAACAUUUCCCAACCAAACUUUGCAGUGUCACUAAUUUUAAGAUGAUCUUUCGAGCUGUGAUGAUAUAGAUGAUUUGUUCUUCUUGCCCAGAGCAGAAUUUAGCCUGUUAUGCAAAUUGUCCAUUACGUAUAUAUCCCGGUUUGUUUCGAAACUUUCAAGGAAGAAACAAUAGCAUUUAAAACGAGCACUUUCACUUUGUAAUUACAGUACCGUCCUCGAGUAACAUACACUCGACUCGCGCGUAGCGAGUACGCGCGAGUCACUCGCGAGUCGUUCGAGUACUCGCUUGACUCGCUACUCGCGAGUACGCGCAAAUCAUGUUGGCAAGACAUACUCGCUUCACUCGCAAAAUAGAUCACUCGCUGCACUCGCGAGUAUUUCGAGUCUGCGAGUAUAAAACCGGUAAAAACACUAAAAACACUAAAAAUCAAUUUGUUAAUGUAAAGUUUAUGUAGACAUAGGUAUCAGGUAUAAACACACAUAUAAUAAUCACAAAUAACCAACGCAGGCGGUUUUCCCGUAUUCGGUCAAAACUCCGUUGUCCUUCUAUUCGAUCAAAAGUCCCUUCCAUAAAUUUUGUCAGGUUUGAUGGCCGUUUAGAACAGAAUGAAUCACCGAAUUUUGUAUAGGUUAUUUUUGUCCAAAGGCAGAGCUCUCAACGCGACAAUGAAGAUGUCUCAAUUGAGCGCAAAUAACAAAUGCCGCAAAUUCAUCGCUCAUUGUAUCACUGUUAUGUCAUGUCACAUGUCAACUAGGAAUUUUUAGGAUACCCAGAAAAUAAAAAGGAUCUGGGAUUUUAUCAAUACGACCUCAACUUGUCAGCAACGCCGGCCGGACCUGAAAAUCAAGUACAUUUCCGUACUUAUCUUGGCUCAACACAAAGUCAAACAUGUCGUUUCAACAACUUCUGUAAAUCGCGCGUUGAAUACGCGUGUAAGGUAAGACAUUCAUGCCUACAUAUUUUUUUGAAAUUUUUAAGAAUAAGAAAAAAGUGCUUAGGUAAUUAGAUAAGCAAAUGGUUGUUUGCGAUGCAGAUUGGAAUUUCAGUUGACGGGCAAGUAUGUCUAAAAUCGAUCCAUUAGAAACAUUUCAAGACUUAGAGACAUUUCGAGUUGAUAGUUAUUCAAGGGAAUCUUUCGCAAUCAUAGACCAUGCAAAGACGACACUCAUUUGAAACAUUUGCUUCAAAUCUUCAAGAAAUUACAUAUUUAAAGCAACAGCCAAAUAUCGCUUCUGCGUCUUUGCCAGACAGUAAUUUGCUAGAUUGAAAUAGAUUCGAAUGUAUUCGGUGUCCUGUGAUCGAAGGUCAUCACCUCAUGUUGAUAAUGUAAGACAAAACAAACUCCGAAUUUAUCAUCUUGUAAACUCAACAUUAAGACACAAAAUUCCAGUGAUAUUUUUCUAGUCAUUGUCAAAGCAACUGAAUAUUUACAGACUGUGCUUCAAUGUUUUAAUAUGGGUACAAGGAACUGAAGUGACGUAAGAUGUAAGAUUACAUGAAAUGCGAAACUAUUUACAAAAGCGACAAUUAAGCGUAAGAAAAAUUACAGAUGUAGCAUUAGUUCUUACUGCUUGUUUUUUAAACUUGAUAUAAAGCGUUAACAGAAGGAACAAAAGAUUGGAGUUUCUGUGCUGAAGUGACUGUAGUAUUUUUGUAUUGUAGUUUGUAAAAGACCUGCCAUGUUUGAGGUCACUAACGUUGUCAUAGAGAUUAUGUGUUUGGUGUGUGAAUGAAAUUGCACUGCCACCCAUAUUCAUAUUUAGCCUAUUAACUUAGGGCCAUUUAUACAAAACGAAUUAAGUCGCGAUUUACAUAAAACGCGAACUUGACGUAUAAACAGUAAAAAAUGCGUGUCGUGGGUCUUAAAUAAGACUCGCUUGGAAUUGGACGGGGCUGACAUGUUCAUAUAAAUGACAGAGCUCGCGUCUUAUGAAAAUGCCAAAAUGGCGAGCCUUUGUUGUCUUGCACGAAUGGCCGUUCAGUUCUACUUUAGGCUCACAAAAAUGUCUUCAUUAGUAAUAUCGGAAUAUCGAUGUGGAUAAAGUCUGUAUUAUAAUUUUCGUUCAAUUCUUCGCAAGAUUAUUUGUGUGUUUUGACCAACAGACAAGUACGCUUUCGCCAAAUUAAUUCAAGCAAGUCCUUCGCAAUCAUAGACUGAAGUUUUGUUUACCAAUGACCAUAAUGGUGGUCAUCACCUCGUAUUAUAUUCAACUGAUAUGAUUACUUGAUGUAUUCAGAAUAAUAUUCAUAUCACGGUCAUACAGUACAUAAUUUUACAUUCGGAAUGCUUCGAACAUUUCAGAAGUCGAAUGACAAUAUGGCAUUCGGGAAGAGAGAUAUUGUUGUUAGCGCAAUAUAUGUAAAUUAGAUUAGGGUGGUCAUCAACUCGUAUUAUUGAAAAUUUUGGUGUUUUAACAUGCAUUUCGGUGACAUUUGAUUUAGUAUGUUUUGAAAAUGUUUGUUUUUGAUCGCAAUUUGCCCCUAAUUUUUGCCCUGGAAAUUCGGAAAUUUUUGUCCAGUAAAUUUUGGUCACGGAUAGGUGAUGACCUUUAUUCACACGACACCGAUAUUCUGUUUCAUACUAGCAACUUCCUGUAUGGUAAAGACGCGGAAGCGAUAUUUGGCUGUUGCUUUAGGCACGUAAUUUUGUUGAAGAUUUCGAGCAAAUACUAAUACAGACAACUAGAAAAACGACUGGUAUUUGCAUCAAGACAAACAUUCAAUCUAUGUAGCGAGGUUACGCCACAAAGGGAUUAAGAGAGCAACACAAACACAGCACCUUUAUUUAUUAUUGCGAAACACGAACAGCGUGAAGUAUGGCAUCUUACAUACAAGGACUCGACAUGGAAAGGUUUGCGUCCACAAUCGAUCGAAAUUUCAUUUGUUCAAUCUGCUCUAACGUUCUUGAAGACCCUGUUCUGUGUCAGAAUAAUCACCACUGUUUUUGUCGUGGUUGUAUUACGAAAUACCUUGAGAAUUCUCAAAGAUGCCCUACGUGUUCAGACGAACUGACCGUAGAGACUUUGGCCGAACCACAAAGAAUGGUAAAACGGAUGUUAAAUGAACUAAAUAUUCGUUGCGUUUACGUCGACAGAGGUUGUCAAGAGAUCCUACAAUUGCAACAUCUAGUCAGCCACGAAGCUACAUGCGGAUUUACACCAGCCAUGUGUACAAACCAAGGCUGUGGUGCGACUUUAAACCAGCGUGAUCUUUUCCACCAUGAAAGCGAGGUUUGUGAAUUUCGAAAACUGAAGAUCCACUCGUGCGGAGAAAUGACAAAAACUUUAACAGACAUGGAGAAAAAAAUCGCGAAUCUCGAAAAGAAUAUGGCGACAAACGUGGUUACCAUGGAAACCAACAUGAAGAAUAUAGAGAAGAGUAUGGCGACAAAUGCUGCGAGUACGGAGAGAAACGCUGCAGAUAUGGAAGAAAAACUCGAAGCAGUCAACAAUGAAGUAACAGGAUUCCAGGAAGCUCUGAUUGACGCCUUUAUUGAAAUGAAGGAUGUUCUUAUCAAGAUGGACGAUAAGAUAAAAGAAAACACAAGGAAAGUGAGAAAUACACCAAGUGGUGACAGGGAGAAUAUAAUUGUUGCUGGAGGAUGGGGGACUGGCUCUGUAGAGAUGUUUGACUGGCAUCAAAGAACAUGGUCGCCAUUACAAUCCCUGCCAAAUAAGCGUCAUGGAGCAACUUCAUUUCUUUACCACAAUCACGUGACAAUUGCUGGAGGUUAUUGCUCUCACCCUGUCGAUGGUAUGAUUAGAAUGAAUGUCCAUCCAAACCCUGAUCUUGCAAUGCACUGGAGUAACUGUCCUGUUGAACUGCCUCCUGAGUUGGCAGGCCACAGCAGUGUGCUGUAUAAUGAUCACUUGAUCGUUUCUGGUGGUCAAAAUGGAAAUGCAGCAUCUGACUGUAUUCACGAAGUCCAGCUUGUGCCGCCAUGUACGGUUAAGACCUUAUCAAGAAUGCCAGAACCAAGACAGUUUCACUCAAUGGAAAGAUUUGACGACAGUUUGUUGAUCGUUGGUGGCACAACAACUUCCAGAUACCAAGACAGCGUCAGCAGUGUCGUACUGUACGAUAUAAAGAAGAACGAAUGUAAACAGUUGUCACCACUGCCGUAUGAAGUGAGUGAAAUGGCAACUGUGAGAUGGGGAAACAACAUCGUUGUCAUCGGUGGCCGUGACAAACAAGGAAACGCAUUAGAUACAGUUAUCAUGUACAAUGUCAAGUCAGGACAACACCACGUGCUGCCCGAGAUGAGAUGUAAGAGGUUCGGCUGUACUGCAGUUGUUAUUGGAAACAGCAUUGCCGUGCUGGGAGGCUGGGGCCUAAAGUCAGUUGAAUUCUUUAACUUUGAAAGUUAUACAUGGCAAACACUUCCAGAAAUGUCUCGAGAAAGAUGCUACCAUACUGCUGUUGUUGUGUGAGCAGUGUAAGAGUUUUGAAACGUGCUCUGUAAUAUAGAAAAAUAUUGUGAACAACUUCGAUUAUAAAUGAACUUCAUUAGUGACGUAAUUUGUUCAGUAAUAUCAGUUUCGAAAUCCGAGGCCGAAUAUUUCGUGACCUGUUGCGUGCACCCUGCCGUAUAUUUUUCUUUAAUGUGAUGCAUGUAAUGUGUUUUUUAUUGCAAUGAAAUAUGUAAUACUAAUAAUAUUUCAAAUAUUUCGUUAAAUGUUGGUAGUUAGUGGACUAACUUAAUUGCAUAAUAGACAAAAUUAAAAAACUGAAAUAUUACAUCCUAAAGUUAGUAAAAUUUCAAAAUUUGGUUAUGAAAUCUCUAAUUUCCUUAAAACGUCAAGCUACGUCGCAUUCGUUUCGACUUUUCUCCGUCCUUUGUUCGAGACAUUCGCCGCAGUGUUUCUUCAUAAGUGUUUAUUCUUUUCAGGUUGACAAUCCUGAUUUUCAUGUUGAACGUUCUAUCACAGCAGCUUCCGCCUCCAGUGGUGGUACGGAAGUGAAUGUCGAGGUGAUAUAUGAGCCGAGUUGCCUUGGCAACGCACGUGCUACAUUACUGUUGUCGUCGCCAAUGGGCGGAGAUUACACCUUCCCUUUGUACGGUUAUGCUGCCCCACCUAAACCACAAGGACCGUACACGAUCAAGUCCGGCGCGAGUACCUCCAUACCGUUCAAGAACGUGUUCCCCCAGGCGACACAGUUUACGUUCCAUGUUGAUAAUCCCGUGUUCAGUGUUAAACCAAUGGAGACGAUACGGGCGAAGAAAGUACACAAUGUUGUCGUGACUUUUGAUGGUAACCAAGGCAACGCGAAGACAACUCGCAUGGGACGUUUGGUUAUUGCUGCUGCUUCUAGUGCCAGCCUCACUCAUAAUAUUGAGUGGGUUUAUUAUCUUAAGGGCGUUACCCCAUAAACUAUGUUCUCAUUCAAAUAUUCAAGCUUGACUUUUACAUGUUUAGACUUGUAUAUUUCUGUAUAUUUUUUAAUCGUAGGCUACGUUAACUUUAAAUGCAUGUGAUCAUAAGUAUAUAAUAACACUUUUCUCAGGAGUGCUUAAACGUAAUAUGUACGUCAUCUAAAAUAAUAAAUGUUUUACCAUUUGUAUAUUUUGUAUUUUAGUUUCGUU
Messenger RNA from Paramuricea clavata, 12130 nucleotides. The record is from the annotation of a GenBank genome assembly. Lineage: Eukaryota; Metazoa; Cnidaria; Anthozoa; Malacalcyonacea; Plexauridae.